GUGCAGCGAAGAGAGCGGGCCGGAUAAUGUGGCAGCUCGUGGUAUCGGGUGUGCUGAUCGCGCUGGCCGUCAGUUGGGUUCGGUUCCGCCUGGGUCGGUACUACCGGCUGCUGUCGAGGGUACCCGGGCAGAAAGGACUGCCCCUGCUGGGAAACACCGUCAGCAUCAACAGCAACAUCGACAGGAUCCUGCACUACAUCUGGGAUCAGCUGCGUGAGUACGGACCCACGGCGUGCGUGUGGGUGGGACCAUACACAGUCGUCGGGCUGUCAGACCCGCGCGACGUCGAGAUAGUGCUGAACAAGACCGCGACUCUCUCCAAGUCGAUGCCCUACAAAGUCCCUCAACUCUUCCUGGGAUACGGCUUGCUGACGGCUGCGAGAGAUGACUGGAGAAGAUAUCACAAAAUAAUGAGUCCCGCUUUUAAAAACCUAACGCUGCAGAGCUUCCUCCCAGCAUUCAACGAAAAGAGUGGUGUCCUUGUAGAUGUACUCAAAAGGCAUCAAGAUGGUUCUAGUUUCGAUGUUUUGACAUACAUGAAUAUGUGUACGCUAGACAUCAUCACCGACACCAGCUUAGGCGUAAACAUGAACAUCUUAAAAAAUAAUAGAGUGGAUUUAGUAGAAGGUUUAAAAAAUGCCGAAGAUAUGGUAUUUUAUGCAACGGCUCAACCAUGGUUAUGGAUCCCAUGGAUCAUGAAAACCACAUCGUCAUACAAGAAAAUGGUGAAUGGUAUCAAAGUGCUAUGGGAUUUCGCAGGAAAUAUUAUUGACCAAAAGUUAUCUAACGACAUCACCGUGAAUGGAAGUCGUGAUAAAGAAUGCGCGAAAGAAAGUGAUCAAUUGUUAGACAUAAAAACUAAGCGUAUGGGUUUCUUAGAUCAUGUGGUAUCACUUAUGAAAACUCAGUCUACUUUACUGACCAAAACUGAACUCAGAGACAACACCAUGACGGUUAUUGUUGGCGGGACUGACACCGCGGCAACUGUCAUGUCAGCUGCUCUGAAACUACUGGGCCUUCACCAGGACGUGCAGAGGAAAGUCGUGGAGGAACUUGAGCACAUAUUCGGCGAUGACAUCCACCGGGAGGUGACGGCUGAAGACUUGACGCAGAUGGUGUACCUUGAACAAGUGAUCAACGAGACCUUGAGAUUGUACCCACCACUGCCAAUAGUUAGCAGAGUAGUCGAAGAGGAGGUGGACAUUACAGGUUACACUCUUCCUAAAGGCACCAUAAUACUGAUGUCGCCUUUUAUCACACAAAGAGACGCUUCUAACUUCCCUGAUCCUGACAAGUUCGAUCCCGAUCGCUUCAGCUCCGAGAACAGCAUUGGCCGGCACCCUUACAGCUUCAUCCCCUUCUUGGGAGGACGGAGGAUGUGCAUCGGGAAGAAGUACGCCUACAUGCAGAUGAAGACUAUCCUGUCCGCUGUGCUGCGCAACUACCGAGUUCUGCCUUGCGGCUCCAGAGAAGAUAUGGAGAAAGUGCAGUUUCGUUUAACCCUUCACAUUAUUCCUGGUUUGAAAAUAAAACUUACCGCGAAAUAAUACUUCACUGUUAUUAUACUCUAACUUUAAAUGUUUAUAAUUAUUGCUUCAAGCAUGUAACAUGUUAUGCAACUUAUCCUUCAAAGGUAAGAAAGAUUCGUGACACUUGAGUUAAGGUUCACUUAAUUGUUUCUAUAUUGGUAUAGCUAAUUCUUAUGCAUUGCCUAUAUGCCCAUCUGUCGAGACUGUUUAUUAAAAAAAAAUUUCUUAGACAUAUGCUUUAAAAUGAUCAGUAAGGAAUUUCAUUAAUUUCAUAAAUCAUUAAUUUUUUACUAUAAUCUUUAUUCAAUAUAGUUUUGUUUUUAGAAGAAAUAUUAAUUCCAUUAACUUCAUAAUGUAAAUUAAACUUAUGCUUUAAAUUUUAACAUGGAUUAAUAGAAGCAAUUCAAAUAAAAUAAGAGUAAAAAUCGGAAGAAAAAAAACAUGUAAUUCAACUACGUUACGUCCAAAUAACUGCCUACAUGUAUAUGCUAAUAAUAAAAUAAUUCAAUGGAAAA
Molecule: messenger RNA, 2044 nt
Organism: Bacillus rossius redtenbacheri
Lineage: Eukaryota; Metazoa; Arthropoda; Insecta; Phasmatodea; Bacillidae
Product: cytochrome P450 4V2-like
Exons: 1
Coding region: 27-1547 (506 amino acids)
Molecular function (GO): heme binding; monooxygenase activity; iron ion binding
Source: RefSeq, a predicted model, not a curated record